AUGGCCAGCAAUAACAGUUCCAACACUGAAACCAGCGCUCCUGGGAGGCAGAAAGCAGACUUCAAGGCAACUGUAUGGGGAGACUUCUUCAUCACCCAUGUCUUUAGUGACCAAGAGACCGUAGAUGGGUGGAUCGAGGGGAUAGAGGCGUUGAAGGAAGAGGUGAUUAAGGCGAUGAUGAUGUCAACGGAGAAGCUGCAUCUGAUCGAUGUGGUGGAGCGGCUGGGGAUCGGUUACCAUUUCGAAGCGGAGAUUGGAGAGCAGCUCCGACAGGUUUAUUGUGACGGGACCAGUCGUCGCAAUAGAGAUGAUAUCAUUAGUGACGAAGAUGGAGACCACCUCUUCACGACUGCGCUUCAGUUCAGGCUGCUCAGACAACACGGCUACAACGUGCCUUGUGAUAUAUUCAACCAAUUCAAGAACGAAGAAGGGACGACCUUUAAGGAAGAACUAGGGAAAGACAUCAAUGGGUUGAUGAGCCUUUAUGAAGCUGCAUUUCUUCAGACGCAUGGAGAGACGAUACUGGAAGAAGCUGUCGAAUUCGCAGGAGACAACCUUCGCAACUACUACUUCAGGGUGGAUCGUGGUGAUGAAGAUGAUGAUAAUCGGAUACUGUCCAAAAGAAUUGCUCAUGUGUUGGAAAGGCCGCUGCGCAAAGGCGCUCCAAGGCACGAACAGCUCUUCUUCAUCACGGUAUACGAGCAAGAGAAAGGUCACAACAAAACCCUUCUCAACCUCGCCAAAUUGAGUUGGAACCAUUUGCAGAGCAUAUACCAACAAGAGAUUAGGGGCAUUAGCAAGUGGUGGAUCGAUUUGGACUUCGCCACGAGGAUAUAUUUCGCUCGGGACAGACUGGUCGAGAUAUACUUCUGGGCGAUCGGAAGCAUGUGGGAGCCCAAAUAUGCACUUUCGAGAUACUUCUUAACGAAAAUCACCAUACUCAUAUCCGUGACCGACGACAUGUACGAGGAGCGUGGUAAACUUGACGAACUUGAGUUGUUUACCUCUACAGUCGAGAGAUGGGACACCAGCAUGAAAGAUCUCCCAGGCUACAUGAGAACUUUGUUUGAGGCGCUUAGUGAUGUGGUGGAUGAAAUAGCCACAACUACGACCACACAAGGAAGACACUACUGCGGAGACUAUCUAAAGGAGGCGGAAAAGUAUAUAAUGAGAGCAUACCUCUCACAUGCAAGAUGGUUCGCCGCCGGGGAAGUGCCGACGGUGGAGGAGUACAAGCGUGUCGGCAUUCAUUCCUCGGCUUACCCGCCGUUGGCAUGUGCAGCCCUCUGCGGUUUGGGUGAGAAGGCCCCAAAGGAGGCGUUCGAAUGGUUGCUGUCGGACCCAAAAAUCUUUGUCGUGGUAUCUGAUCACUGUCGCCUCAUGGAUGACAUCUUAGCUCAUCAGUUCGAGCAGAAAAGUGGGCACGGGCCUUCGAUGGUCGAGUGCUACAUGAAGCAAUAUGAAGUGCCUAGAAAUGAAGCGGUGAAAGCAUUGAAGAAAAUGGUGAAGGAUGACUGGAAGGAGAUCAACAAAGAGUGUCUGAUCGACCAGCCGAGUUUCGUCUCUAAGGAAAUUAUUUCGAUGUUGGUCGGGCUUGCAAGGAUGAUGGAAGUUUUGUACACGGAAUUUGAUGGCUAUGGCACCUCCGACAGAGUCACGAUAGAUAUUGUGAGGGCUGUUCUCGUCACUCCUAUGGUUAUAGUGGACGAUGUCUAG
Molecule: messenger RNA, 1716 nt
Organism: Linum trigynum
Lineage: Eukaryota; Viridiplantae; Streptophyta; Magnoliopsida; Malpighiales; Linaceae
Source: the annotation of a GenBank genome assembly